CUGUCGAUUUUCGAUGAUGAGACCGAAGAGAUUAACUUGAAUAUUUGUUUCAGACGAAACCAUCAAUGGCCUGAAAGUAUGUUCCGCACGGCGUCUGUCGAGGGGUCCGGGGUUCGGACGCCGCCCGCGUACGUCCCGCACCCCCCUUACCCUCCGCCCCGCUUCUACCCCCCUCGCAUCCGACCCCCUCCCCCGCAGUACUGCUUCGACGCUGCUCGCUUCGCAUGUGACGCUUCCAAACCCAGAUACCUGGAUGUUGAACGGGAGAGACUCGUCACCAGGUGGUUGGCCGAAGCCAACGAGGCCCUGGUCCGUAGGGAUCGCCCUCCGCGCUACAAGCCGAGGAGCAGCGAGCGAAGGCCUGACUUCCUAGAUCGAAGGCCCAACGCUCCGGAAUGGGCUGACAAUUUUCUCCUCGGAAGACGGAACGGUUCCGUCGAGCCUGAAGAAGAGAGUAGUGAUGUGAUGACGCUUAAGGAUUUCGUAGAUAAGUUUUCCUUGCCUCGUGUCGUGAGGUUUGAAGGAGAGGAUAGGGCUGUGCUUCUAUAUCGGGUGUUGGAAGCCCACCGCAGGGUCGAGGCGGUGCCUCUAUCAGGGAAGAAGGGCAAGUUGGUUGGGAAGCCGCUGUACAUCCCUGAUUCAUACGACGGUUGGUUUUCUGCGUGUAGUUGUCGCGGCGGAGCCCUAGCGUCGUCUCGGGGCUCCGUGUCAGCUCUACUGAGGUCCCAGGCCUUCGCCCUCGUGUCCCCUCGCGCUAUAUCCGCGUACAGGGCCAGACCGACUUCCGAGAGUGGUCGUGUGGGGGCGCAGUAUGAGAGGGCUGCUGCCCGGCCCGGGACUCCGCUACGCCUGGCCGGGGUCUUCGCUGACGGCAGCAAGGCCAAAGCACCCAAAUACGCUCAGCUGAUUGACCCACAAGGAAAUAUUCUACCCAUUUUGAUUACGUUACUCAAGAGUAAUAAUGAGAUAUUUUAG
Danaus chrysippus (African queen) is the source of this 975-nucleotide messenger RNA. Lineage: Eukaryota; Metazoa; Arthropoda; Insecta; Lepidoptera; Nymphalidae. The record is from the annotation of a GenBank genome assembly.